AUGGACCCCUUUGAACGGCUUCCCGUCGAGCUCAUAUACCACAUUCUCCUCUUUACAUCUGACUUUGUGGGCGUAGAAAGUCUCCUGGUAGCCUCGCCCCGAGUACGUGCUGUGUUCCUUGACCGACCCGGUCUAAUAUUUCAAGAGAUGAUGGAAUCAAACUCAAUAUCCUCAGCUGCGCCUAUUCGGAAGAUCAUUCAGAAAGUUCGGCUUCUCCAUAGUCCCUCAUCCAACUUCCACAAUUUUGAGGAGUACAUACAAUGUACUGAGCGCACUGGCGACCAGCUCGGUAUCCAUAGCAAUGACGCGGAAGUGUUGCAGAUGAUGCAAGUUUGUGCCCAGAUCCAACGCCUUGCAUGUACAUGUCUAUGGACAAUGCAGGAAAACUUCAUUUCCGCUGUCGGUGCCUCGCCGGCAGGACCUUUGUCGGGGUCAAUGCGUGCCCAAAAGGCAGCCAAACCUUUCUCUUGGGUCGAGGAGUCUAACAUGUAUUGGGGUCUGUGGCAUUUGAGACACUACUCCGACCUGCAUCACUAUGCAUCUCGAUUGAAUUGGCCUGAAGAGUCCAUGAAAAGAGCCAGAGAGUACCACACAUGGAAUGACAUCGAACGCAUGACCACCGAAGUCAUUUCCACCGUUGCUGCAGUACUGUCGGACUUGGGUUUAAGUCCAGUCUACUCCUACCCGCACCUGGGUGAACACAAGGAGUCUAUACAAGCAGUCUGGUGGUACCCAUCGCAGACGCCACCACCACUUUUUCACUCCCUUGAAUUUGCAAGGGGCAUGAAUGUCCCAAUUUGGCCUUCACCACCAACACCACCAGAUGAUCUAGUGACAGAGUCGUGGAAUCUUGAUGUGAGAGGCUGUGGGCGGAGGACCAUCCACAUGGAAAUGUACAAAAACUGGGCGUAUCAAAGGCCCAACCCUGGCUACACUCGGCUAAGCAUUCAACCGUAUCGGAGGCUAGGUAUCUUUGUUUGGGAUUUAUGGCGCAUGUAUUCCACUGGAUUGGUAGUGUGGAAUUAUCGGGGUCUGCGAACGCCAGCACCAGAUGGGGAUGCGGAGUUGGUGGAGUUGUUGGGCGUUCAUCAUGCUUCUAUGGAGGAGUGGCGUUCAAGAUGGCUCACACUUGCCGGGACUAUGUGA
Messenger RNA from Penicillium coprophilum, 1146 nucleotides. RefSeq lists its product as uncharacterized. The record is from RefSeq and is a predicted model, not a curated record. The transcript has a single exon. Lineage: Eukaryota; Fungi; Ascomycota; Eurotiomycetes; Eurotiales; Aspergillaceae. The coding region runs from base 1 to 1146 and encodes 381 amino acids.